Molecule: messenger RNA, 3732 nt
Organism: Gigantopelta aegis
Lineage: Eukaryota; Metazoa; Mollusca; Gastropoda; Neomphalida; Peltospiridae
Product: high affinity choline transporter 1-like
Exons: 10
Coding region: 171-1784 (537 amino acids)
Biological process (GO): acetylcholine biosynthetic process; transmembrane transport; choline transport
Cellular component (GO): plasma membrane
Molecular function (GO): choline:sodium symporter activity
Source: RefSeq, a predicted model, not a curated record
GAUUCAUAUCGGAGAUAACUCAUCUUGUUUACUGUAACGACUGUUUACGAAGUCAAGAAAAUUAUUUAUAAAGUAUUCUCGAAAAGUAUCGUUUACGUUGUUCAACUAUAACUUAAAUUCAGCUCUGCAUAUAUACAGCUUACAGAGUUCUCUCUCUUUAGUAAGACAAGAUGGCUGCCAACAUAGCUGGCAUUGUUGUCCUUGCGGUUUUCUACUUGCUCAUCUUUCUGGUUGGCAUGGUGGCAGCAAGAAAGGUCAAGGUGAAAGGUCAGCGUGAAGGUCACAUUGACGCCUCUUUCGUGGCAGGGCGAGAUCUCAACACAGUUGUUGGCAUCUUCACAAUGAUAGCUACGACAGUGGGAGGCGGGUACAUUAACGGAACAGCCGAGUCGAUCGUGUCACAGGGUCUCGUGUGGACGCUGGCUCCGCUAGGAAUAUUCUUCGGCCUCUCUAUAGGUGGGCUGGUCUAUGCUAGACGGAUGCGAGAUGAACAGUAUGUCACUCUGUUGGAUCCUAUACAGGAGCAGUAUGGGAGUUUUGCUGUAGGACUCGUCUACAUGGCCUCGUUGUGUGGAGAUAUCUUCUGGACAGCUUCCAUACUCUCCGCAUUGGGGACCAGUCUCAGCGUGGUGAUCAACGUUGACCUCACCAUAGCGAUCUGGGCAUCGUCGGCAGUAACCGUCAUCUACACCACGAUUGGUCAGAUCGUGGCUGUGGCAUAUACAGAUGUUGCGCAGCUGGUGUUAAUAACAUUUGGAUUGACUCUGAGUGUCCCGUUCGUUCUGACCAAUGAGAGAGUGGGAAACAUUGGUGCCAACUCAACGGUUUGGAUCGGAAGUAUCGAUAAGGAGUUUGCCGGACUGUGGGCUGAUUUACUUAUUGCAAUGACGUUUGGCACGAUCCCAUGGCAGGCAUAUUUCCAGCGCGUUCUGUCGGUGAAGAGCGGGAAGCAGGCGCAGAUUCUGUCCAUCGUGGGCGCGUGUGGGGCCGUUGUUCUCGUCAUUCCGUCCAUUCUCAUAGGAGCCGCCGCGGUCAGCGCUGAUUGGUCGGGUACGAAACUGGAAGCGUCGUCCAUGGACUCAAGAACCAGCAGUAUGAUUCUGCCUCUUGUCCUCCACGAGUUCACUCCCACGGCUGUCGCUAUUUUAGGCUUGGGUGCGCUGUCGGCCGCGGUGAUGUCAUCGAUGGACAGCAGCAUCCUCGGUUCCAGCACGAUGUUCACUCACAACAUCUACAACAACGUCAUCAGAAAACAGGCGUCGAACUGGGAACUGCUUCUAGUACAGCGGUUCACCAUUGUGGUACUCGGACUGCUGUCAACAGUUAUCUCCCUUCAUGUGCCAAUCAUCUACGGUCUGUUCAUCCUCGCGGCCGACAUCGUCUUCGUCAUCGUUCUACCACAGCUCACGUGCAGCCUCUUUCUCAAACGGACUAACGGGUACGGGUCUGUCGCGGGUUUCCUUGUUGGGACUCUUCUCAGACUCGGUGCAGGUGAGUUCUCGUUUUCCUUCGAGCCGUUCAUUUUCUACCCGUUCUACGACGACAAGUUGGGACAGCUGUUUCCAUUCCGGACGUUUUCGAUGUUGUGUUCGUGCCUGACGAUCAUGUUCGUGUCAGAGUUGGCAAGGUAUCUGUUCGAGGGCAAAGUGAUUCCGUCAGGUUGUGAUGUUUUACAAGCCUUCAAACGGGCGGAGAGGUAUUUCGUACGAACUGUGUCAGUCACCGAGGAGUCAAAGAUGCAUAUUGAAGAGAGUGAGAUGAAAAGCUACACAAAUGUGUCGUAAAUGUGAAAUUGUUUGUAAUCUGUCCACGUGUGAUAUUAACAGAUAUUAUGAAACUUGUGAGAGUGCUAGUCUAAAUAUAUUCAUUGUAUGUAUGCAGGCCCGUGGCGGUGUGCAGAAAUUUAUUCAAGGAGGGGUAUAGGUUAUAUUGAGAAAAGUUUCCAGGCGGGGUCGUCAUACUACUCCAGAAAAUAUUGUUACAAAAGAGAAAAUAAGUUUGAGAAUUUUUUGGGGUGGGGGGCGUAAUGAACAGAGAACAACAUUUCCAUUUCAAUAGUUUUUUAUUGUUCAUAAGUGUAAAAACAUUAUUAAAUUUAUUAAAUUUGACACAUAUAACGUAUAAAAAAUUUACCUAGUAUAGAUAUGUUAUAUUUUUUGUGUACGAAGCAAAAAUGGUGGUGCGGAAAGUGUGUGUCGUCAACAUUAAUUGAUUUUAUUGUUGAAUUGUAUACUGUACCUUCCAAAUAUGAUUUUAUUGUUGAAUUGUAUACUGUACCUUCCAAAUAUGAUUUCAUUUGGAAACAAUUAUAUCAUUCCAGUAUGAUAGAUUGUUGAGAGAAAAAACGUGACACUGCCAUUUUAACACUGGCAGACCUGAACACUAUAUGUAAGUUUGGUUAAUCUACAAAACUAUAACAUAUCCUGGCUGAUUUGUUAUUUACUUAGUGCUAAUAUUAUAUGUGUAAUACUGUGUGAUUUUAUUUGGUGUUUUCAAAGCUGAAGUGCUGCUGUAUAUUUACCAUGUUCCCUUAAAUAUUUAUAUAACUUUUGUGUGUAUUUUAUGUUGAGUUGUGAUAUUAUCUAAUUGCUUGCUGAUGGCUGAAAGUUUACACAGCCAUGGAGAAGCCAACAUGUGAAGAGUUCACACACAAAAACCGAUAACCACUGUUUUAUUAAAAAACCGAUAACUGCUGUUUUAUCCCAAAACCAAUAAAUGCUGUUUUAUCCCCAAAACCAAUAAACGCCAUUUUAUCCAAAAACUGAUAAAUGCUGUUUUAUUAAAAAAACGAUAAACGCAGUUCUAUCCAAAAAACAAUAAACGCAGUUUUAUCCAAAAAUCGAUAAACGCUGUUUUAUUCAAAAAACGAUAAACGCAGUUUUAUCCAAAAAUUGAUAAAUGCUGUUUUAUCCAAAAAACGAUAAACGCCGUUUUAUCCAAAAAAACGAUAAACACUGUUUUAAGAAAAAAAUGAUAAAUGCCGUUUUAUCCCAAAAUCAACUUCUAUGAAUACUGUUAUUACUCAGUUCAAGGUGUUAUAUUCUGAUUUUCUCACUCGUUUUUUUUUAAUUCUGUCCUUUCUUUACUUUACUUAUUUCAACUUAAGAUUGCCCAUUGUGGACGUGAUAUGUUUUACAUAGAAAGGCAUAACAAUAAAAAUUCUUUUGCAGACAAUUACUAACAUGGAUGUUUCGGUUUUUGCAUCUGAACUCUUCAUAUAUACAUGUAUGCCUCUUAUAGUUACAGACCCUAGUUUUAACCCAUGAAAUUUGUUUUUUGUUUUGUUUAAUGACACCACUAGAGUACAUUGAUUUAUUAAUCAUCAACUAUUGGAUGUCUACCAUAUCGUAAUUUAGACAUGUAGUCAUAGAGAGGAAAUCCACUAAUUUUAUCAUUUGUAGCAAGGGAUCUUUUAUAUGUACCAUCCCACAGACAGGAUAGCACAUACCACAGCCUUUGAUAUAAUAGUCGUGUUGCAUUGGUUGCGAUGAUAAAUAGCCCGAUGGCUAGACAGACCGUGCAUCAAGGGAGCAUUUUACCACUGGGCUACCCCAUGAAAAUGGGCACAAAUCUGGUUAACAAUAAUCUUUAAAUGUUUAACACAUCUGGAUAAAGUUAGAGCAGAGUGAAAUAAGUAAAGUAAACUUUGUUUUAUUUAAUGACGCCACUAGAGCACAUUGAUUUUUUAUCUUAUCGGCUAUUGGACGUCAAAUAUAUGGUCAUUCUGAUACU